Molecule: messenger RNA, 1420 nt
Organism: Spodoptera exigua (beet armyworm)
Lineage: Eukaryota; Metazoa; Arthropoda; Insecta; Lepidoptera; Noctuidae
Source: the annotation of a GenBank genome assembly
UUGGUUGGCUAGCUACCAACUGCGGUGUACAUUGAUUAAAAAUAAACUUCGUCAAUUCCUUUACCCGCUGAGUUUAUCAUAAUUAAGUGGUUAACAAUGAGUACCGUGCCGAAACGACCUAAUGUAAAGUUGGCCAAACUUUGGUACAAAUAUAGGACGGAACCCGACGAAGGAAAGAAGAAAGAGCCUGAACAUGAAAUUGUUCAAGAGAAAAAGGAUUAUGAAUCGUAUCCACCUUAUAAUUUCUCCUGGUUUAUUGACAAAAGAAUAGCGGCAAUGGGCUGUCCACAGACUGUCGAAAACCUCAACUAUCUUGUUGAUGUCGGGGUCAAUCACCUCAUAACGCUGUCACCAGAGAGAAUCCCACCAAUUUUGGAGUGUGAGAAAAAGUUAAAAUGGUCAGAGAUCAGGAUCAAGGAGUUCGGAGUGCCUACUUUGAAACAAAUUUUGAAGUUCAUUGAAAUAUGUGAAAGGGCAGAGAUGAGAGGAGAGGUUAUAGGAAUCCACUGCAGGCAAGGGCGAGGUAGAACUGGCACAAUGUUGGCUUGCUACCUGGUGCACUUCCAGGACAUGGCUCCAGAGAGGGCCGUGCUUACCGUCAGAGUCAAAAGGCCAGGUUCCUGUGAAACGUAUGAGCAAGAAAAAGCAGUGUGUCACUAUCACGACUGUCUACGAGGCACAAUCGAGAAACCCGAUUAUCGAUUAGUUGAAGACAAAGUCUAUUUUGAUUUCUCAAUGAAAUACAUGUACACAGACGAAGAUUUCCGUAAAAAAGAGAAAAAGGAAAAUGGCCAAGGUGACGCCACGGAAAUCCAAGAUGGCGACCACAAAAUUGUCAAACUCGGCGAUCCUAAGGAAGAAAAACACGUAACAAUCAAAUUGCCUAAGAAAAAAUCAAACGCAAUGGUAAUUAAUCACAAGAUUUAUUUUUAAAUUUUAUAUUUACAAUUAGUUUUGUUUUUGUAUUUAUUUGAGAAUAAAAAAAUAACAUUUAAAGAUUAACAAAUUACUUUUAUUUUUAAAGUUAAAUUUUUUUUUAAAAAAUAUAUCCCUAUAUAUUUUUGAUUCAUAGAUAUAAUUUGCAUUAUUCCCUUUAUGCCAACUUACUCAAUAGGGCAGCACAUUGAAAUUAUAAAUGCAAAAAUAAAAAAAAUCUCCACCAAAUCAAAUUGUUUCUAUUAACACCAAUGUACAGACUGUUACCAUAUUCAAAAUCAUUGUAGAUUUCAUACAAAUAUAAAUAUAUCUAACUAAAGAUAUUAAUAUGCACACUUGUUUUCUACUAGCUGACCUAGCUACGCACCACCAUCAUUUUUUGAUCUUUGACAAACAGCAGCAAAUUGUCCAAUUUCUCUCUAGACUUUCAUGAAUAUUUCAAGACCAAAAUUAACAAAGUCGAUCCAGCCGUUUAGUAGUUACA